AUGGCACAGAAACAGAGGGAAAAGCAGAAGGAGUCGUCUUCAUCUUCAGUAGUACAAGAGAACGCAGAAGAAAGCAAAAUUUUGCCAGCUGAGGAAGAGGAAGUGAGCUCCUACACACUCGUAGACAAACUUGAGCAAUAUGGAAUAGCUGCCUCUGAUAUUCGAAAAUUGAAGGACGCUGGCUUUAAUACAUUCGAAGCAAUUGCUUAUGCACCUCGCAAGGAAUUAGUUGCUAUUAAAGGAAUUAGCGAGCAAAAAGCUGAAAAAAUUUUCACAGAAGCUGCAAAAUUGGUGCCAAUGGGUUUCACUACUGCUAGUGAAGUUCAUGUUAAACGUUCUGAAAUAAUUCAAAUCAGCACUGGUAGUCGUGAGUUGGACCGUUUACUAGGUGGUGGUGUAGAAACAGGAUCCAUUACAGAAAUAUUUGGCGAGUUUCGCACCGGAAAGAGUCAGAUUUGUCAUACUAUGGCAGUAAUGUGUCAGUUGCCAGUAGAUAUGGGUGGAGCUGAAGGGAAAUGCCUUUGGAUUGAUACAGAAGGUACUUUUCGUCCAGAACGAUUACUUGCUGUCGCAGAAAGACAUAAGCUUUCUCCUCAAGAUGUUUUGGACAAUGUUGUGUAUGCACGUUGUUAUAACACUGACCAUCAGAUGCAACUUCUCAUUCAAGCAUCUGCAAUGAUGGCAGAAUCGAGGUUGGAUAUAAACUAUUUGACAUAUAUGUUUAUAUCUUAA
Messenger RNA from Thelazia callipaeda (thelaziosis nematode), 732 nucleotides. The record is from the annotation of a GenBank genome assembly. Lineage: Eukaryota; Metazoa; Nematoda; Chromadorea; Rhabditida; Thelaziidae.